Molecule: messenger RNA, 7748 nt
Organism: Pongo pygmaeus (Bornean orangutan)
Lineage: Eukaryota; Metazoa; Chordata; Mammalia; Primates; Hominidae
Gene: AMOT
Product: angiomotin
Exons: 15
Coding region: 834-4100 (1088 amino acids)
Biological process (GO): actin cytoskeleton organization; regulation of cell migration; angiogenesis
Cellular component (GO): cytoplasmic vesicle; plasma membrane; lamellipodium
Molecular function (GO): signaling receptor activity
Source: RefSeq, a predicted model, not a curated record
CGGUCCUAGCCGCUCACCGCAAGAAGAAAAGCCACCCGUUCGUCCCCCUCCCCUACCUCCCAUCCUUUGCCCAGGAGCUGCCUUGGCAGUCACGCCCCUUCCUUCCGAGGAGCUUUCUGGCUGCCUAAACUGGUAGACCCCCUGAAUUACUCCUCCAUCUCCGCUCUCUUUCGCCUCCUCUUCUCUUAGUUCUCUCCGCCUCCCCCUCAGCUACCACCACCUCCAGUCAGUCUCGCCUCCGACUAUCCGCUGCUCCACCCUCUGGCCCGGUAUCCUGCCUGUCCGCUGCCACCAAGGAGAGCCCGGACGGAGCAGCGAGGAGGGGAGCAGCCGGGAGUUGGGGCUUCCCCCCUGCCCAUCCCUGGCCGCUGGCCCGGGACCGAAGCCACUUGAGCGAGCAGAGAGUCGUCACCUUGUCUUCGUUGCCUUCAGGGGCUAAGCGGUUCUCCCUUGGAAGCCUGAAGGAAAGAGGUUAUGGUGAGAACAGGAGUGCAAGAUUUCUAGCAGGUUCUUUUUACUGUACUCCACCUUUUUUUAGGGGGAGCUGCUGAGAAGGACAAAUAAGAUAGCAGAAGUGAAAGAGCUUUUUUGUCUUCUUAGAAGGAAGGCUGAGAAACUAAAGAGUGACCAGUGGUUGGAUUCUUGGCGGCGCUUACCCUGAACCUGAGUGUUAGGGGAGAGGGAAUCUGCCGUUGCGGUUUCUGGAGCUGCUCAUAAGCAAGAAUUCCCUAUCCUGAUCAAGGCUUUAAGCCUAAAAGAAAGCAGAAAUAGGUCAAGGGCAGCCCAGGUGCCCAAUUUCUCUCUCUCUUCACAAGGCACCACCAGCAAUAGAGAUGAGAAAUUCUGAAGAACAGCCAAGUGGAGGGACCACGGUAUUGCAGCGUUUGCUACAAGAGCAGCUUCGCUAUGGCAAUCCUAGUGAGAAUCGCAGCCUACUUGCCAUACACCAGCAAGCCACAGGGAAUGGCCCUCCUUUCCCCAGUGGCAGUGGGAACCCAGGCCCUCAGAGUGAUGUGUUGAGUCCCCAAGACCACCACCAACAGCUUGUGGCUCAUGCUGCUCGACAAGAACCCCAGGGGCAGGAAAUCCAGUCAGAAAACCUCAUCAUGGAGAAGCAGCUGUCUCCUCGAAUGCAGAAUAAUGAAGAACUCCCGACCUAUGAAGAAGCCAAGGUCCAGUCCCAGUACUUUCGGGGCCAACAGCAUGCCAGUGUUGGAGCUGCCUUCUAUGUCACUGGAGUCACCAACCAGAAGAUGAGGACCGAGGGACGCCCAUCAGUUCAGCGGCUCAAUCCUGGAAAGAUGCACCAAGAUGAGGGACUCAGAGACCUUAAGCAAGGGCAUGUCCGUUCCUUGAGUGAACGACUAAUGCAGAUGUCACUAGCCACCAGUGGAGUUAAGGCCCAUCCACCUGUUACCAGUGCUCCCCUCUCUCCACCACAACCCAAUGACCUCUACAAGAAUCCCACAAGUUCCAGUGAAUUCUACAAGGCCCAAGGGCCACUUCCUAACCAGCAUAGCCUGAAGGGCAUGGAACACCGAGGCCCCCCACCAGAAUAUCCCUUCAAGGGCAUGCCACCCCAAUCUGUAGUGUGCAAGCCCCAAGAGCCAGGGCACUUCUAUAGUGAGCAUCGCCUGAACCAGCCAGGGAGAACAGAGGGGCAACUGAUGAGGUAUCAGCAUCCCCCUGAGUAUGGAGCAGCCAGGCCAGCGCAGGACAUCUCAUUGCCAUUAUCAGCCAGGAACUCGCAGCCUCACAGCCCUACUUCUUCUCUGACCUCUGGGGGGUCCUUGCCCUUGCUACAAUCUCCACCAUCCACUAGAUUGUCUCCUGCCCGACACCCCUUGGUCCCAAACCAGGGAGACCAUUCAGCUCACCUGCCUAGGCCGCAGCAGCAUUUCCUUCCUAAUCAGGCUCACCAGGGGGAUCAUUACCGUCUCUCCCAACCUGGCCUGAGUCAGCAGCAGCAGCAACAGCAGCAGCAGCACCAUCAUCACCAUCACCACCAACAGCAGCAGCAGCAGCCACAGCAGCAGCCAGGAGAAGCCUAUUCAGCUAUGCCUCGGGCUCAGCCAUCCUCUGCUUCUUAUCAGCCAGUGCCAGCAGACCCUUUUGCCAUUGUUUCCAGAGCCCAGCAGAUGGUUGAGAUCCUCUCAGAUGAGAACCGGAACUUGCGGCAGGAGUUGGAAGGAUGCUAUGAGAAGGUGGCAAGACUGCAGAAGGUGGAGACAGAAAUCCAGCGCGUCUCGGAGGCAUAUGAGAACCUCGUGAAGUCAUCUUCCAAAAGAGAGGCUCUAGAGAAAGCCAUGAGAAACAAGCUAGAGGGCGAGAUUCGGAGGAUGCAUGAUUUCAACAGGGAUCUGAGAGAGCGUCUAGAGACUGCCAACAAGCAACUUGCAGAGAAGGAAUAUGAGGGGUCAGAGGACACCAGAAAAACCAUCUCGCAGCUCUUUGCAAAAAAUAAAGAAAGCCAGCGUGAGAAGGAGAAGCUGGAAGCAGAGCUGGCCACUGCCCGUUCUACCAAUGAGGACCAAAGACGACACAUCGAAAUCCGAGAUCAGGCCCUGAGUAACGCCCAGGCCAAGGUGGUAAAGCUGGAAGAAGAGCUGAAAAAGAAGCAAGUGUACGUUGACAAGGUGGAGAAGAUGCAGCAGGCCCUUGUACAGCUCCAGGCAGCAUGUGAAAAACGUGAGCAGCUAGAGCACCGUCUGCGGACACGACUGGAGAGGGAACUGGAAUCCCUGAGAAUCCAGCAGCGUCAGGGCAACUGUCAGCCCACCAACGUUUCAGAAUACAAUGCCGCUGCGCUGAUGGAGCUCCUUCGGGAGAAAGAGGAGAGGAUUCUGGCUCUGGAAGCUGAUAUGACAAAGUGGGAGCAGAAAUAUUUGGAGGAGAAUGUGAUGAGACAUUUCGCUCUGGAUGCUGCUGCAACCGUGGCUGCUCAGAGGGACACAACAGUCAUCAGUCACUCUCCUAACACCAGCUAUGACACAGCUCUAGAAGCUCGCAUCCAGAAAGAGGAGGAAGAAAUCUUGAUGGCCAAUAAGCGUUGCCUUGACAUGGAGGGCAGGAUUAAGACCCUCCAUGCCCAGAUUAUUGAGAAGGAUGCCAUGAUCAAAGUACUCCAGCAGCGUUCCCGGAAGGAGCCGAGCAAGACAGAGCAGCUGUCGUGCAUGCGGCCAGCGAAGUCUCUGAUGUCCAUUUCCAAUGCUGGAUCAGGCUUGCUCUCCCACUCAUCCACCCUGACUGGCUCCCCCAUCAUGGAAGAAAAGCGAGACGACAAGAGCUGGAAGGGGAGCCUAGGCAUUCUCCUGGGUGGAGACUACCGUGCUGAAUAUGUCCCUUCCACACCCUCGCCUGUGCCCCCCUCGACUCCCCUGCUCUCGGCUCACUCCAAGACAGGCAGCCGAGACUGCAGUACCCAAACUGAACGUGGGACGGAAUCGAACAAAACUGCAGCUGUUGCUCCCAUCUCUGUUCCUGCUCCAGUUGCUGCUGCUGCCACUGCUGCCGCCAUCACUGCCACUGCUGCCACCAUCACCACCACCAUGGUAGCUGCUGCUCCAGUUGCUGUUGCUGCUGCUGCUGCUCCAGCUGCUGCUGCUGCUGCUGCUGCUGCCCCGUCUCCAGCCACUGCUGCUGCUAUUGCUGCUGCUGUUUCUCCAGCUGCUGCUGGUCAGAUUCCAGCUGCUGCCUCUGUUGCCUCAGUUGCUGCCGUUGCUCCUCCUCCUGCUGCUGCUGCUGCUGCUGUUCAGGUUGCUCCAGCUGCUCCGGCUCCAGUUCCAGCUCCGGCUCUGGUUCCGGUUCCAGCUCCAGCAGCGGCUCAGGCUUCUGCUCCUGCUCAGACUCAGACACCAACUUCAGCUCCGGCUGUGGCUCCAACUCCAGCUCCAACUCCAACUCCAGCUGUGGCUCAGGCUGAGGUUCCUGCAAGUCCAGCUACUGGUCCUGGACCACAUCGUUUGUCUGUACCAAGUUUGACCUGCAAUCCAGACAAAACAGAUGGGCCUGUGUUCCACUCCAAUACUCUGGAAAGAAAAACUCCCAUUCAGAUCCUGGGACAAGAGCCUGAUGCAGAGAUGGUGGAAUAUCUCAUCUAAACGGCCAAAUCAAGAGCUGCAGAUUAUCAGCAAAAAUGCUUUUAAUCAUUUUCCCCCUUUUAUUGGUUCUUGUUUUGAGGGUGAGGACAAGGGUUGUGGGGAGGGGAUGUUUUUUAACAGGACAUUUUAUUGGAACAAUGUACUACUUGAGUAAUACCAUGUGAACACCAGUCUAUUUUGGUAUGCUUAGGGAGUACCUCUAAAGACAGAUUAAUCAGAAUGUGCUCUAAAGCUUAUUGUUUGAAUUUAUACGAAUACUGGGACUGUUAACAGGUGGCUAUACAUCGAUGUUUUCAAUGUGCUUAAAUUUGUUUAAAUUUUCCAUAUUCUAGAUCAUUUUUUAUUGAAGAGCACAGUAUGUGUGGAAGACAGUGUAUAACACGUAGUUUGGAAGUGGGAAGCUGGAGAGAAUUGAGUGUGUGCUGUUUUGUAUAGUUACUAUCCUGUGCAGCAGCUGGAGAAAGCUCUCACCUCAGGCUUACAAAAGGGAAUAGUUUCAGGAGCUAUGUAAGCUGGAAAAAAGGUAGGGAGUUUCGGGGUGCAGAAGGGUACUGGAGCUAAUUUUUUCUUCCAAUUUCCCAGCUACCUUGCCCCAGUGAAUUAUGUUUGUCUUCAUUUCAGUGGUGCUUUGGAAACGGAUUCUUUUGGUUCCCUCCUGGAGGUUCAUACAUUCAUAUAUAUGCUCUGGAGUAAUUUAUGCAUUUGGAUAAUUAAUAUAUUGCUUUCAGAUGCUGGGAGAGUACAUUAACUGAGUGAUGCACAACUUCCUCUCUCUCAGGGAGUUAGACCAUCAGAGGCCUUGAUGGAGAGUUGCAUGAGGUGCUAUACGCAGACUUCCAUGGGUCUGUGUGUAGUCAUGAACACAGCUUGCUUGCAUUUAGUAAGACCAAUCAGCUUAGUGUUUAUUUCUUCUACAGCACAGAUUCACUGGCUGGGUCUCCAGUCUCAAAUUGCCAAUCAUUUGCAAAGUGAGGAAGGAUCUUUGUUGACAGGUUGAAUGCUUUGAAUUUCUGGUGACUACUUUGAAAUAACUUGUUUUGUUUGUCAAAUUCUAAGCAUAUGUCUUAAAAGGCAUUUUUGACUAUCACCUCCAAGGGAAUAGCGUGAGAAACCCAAAGUACUAUGCUGCAGUCGGGGGAGAGGUGGAUUGCAGCAGUAUCCUCAACUACCUCUUCUCACUGUCAGUGACUCCAUCUUGGAAUACCUUUGGGAAGCAGCAGGAAAUGUGCAUGUGGGUAGAGAUCAAAGGAGGCAAUGGCUCCAAGCCUUGCCAUAGGGCUGCCUCCAAGGACACAGAAGGAUGCCAGUUGCCACAGGUCCCUGCCCUGUGUCACCUGUCUGCCCUUCAUUAAGGUGACAAAUCUGCAGAUAGCAUCAUUAAGAUCAGUUUUAAGGGGUGUAGGGAGGGUGAGGGAAGUGGGGGGUGUUAGGUAAGGGUGGGGGGUAGAGGUUUUGGGAUGUCUUAGUUAGAAACCAGAUUAAUAGAAGAGUAGGCCUGAUAUAUUACAUCAUGAGCCAUAGUGAUGAGGAAUCUGAGAACUGGAGAGGUUCAGUGACUUUUUUUGAAAGUCAUACAACACAGCUAACCAUUAUGCCAAUCACCAUGCUUAUUUUGGGAAACUCUUAUCUUUUUUUAAUUCCAUUUUAUGAAAAGGCAUCUUCAUGGUCCAGGGAAUAUGUAUCUUGUAAAAUGUCCCUGGUUGGAGUAGCUUGUCCAGUCUUGACAAACUACUGAAUUUCUGUCUUGCCUCUCCUUCAGUGCCUUUUAAAAGGUUUUCCCUUUUCUGAUCUGCAUUUCAACAUAGAGUCACAUAAAUGUCCCCCUGAGAAACCAAUCCCACUUCUUUCUAGGAGACUGGGUAUCUUAGAUAAUCUUUUGGGGUUCCUCUGUGAGUAUAGGAAUGGUAUCUUUCCUAACUAUCUUCCAAAGGAAUUAUUUUGUGUGUGUGCGUGUGUGUGUAGAGACAUAAAGGAGGGUGAUGUGAUUUUCAGCUAGUCCUUUCACAUUUUCAAUAAUGAGGUAAUCAUGUUACAUACACAUUAGUCCUCAGUUAUAAAGUGAAUCUCAGAUAGAAAUUAAAAGUGCAGUUGUGUUAAGACUCUUUCAUACUACCCUUUAGUCAUAAGGAGAAAAAAAACCUCAAAUAGUAGAAGCAGCAAGUAGCAAACUUCAGGAGAGCUACUUUCUGUCCAAAUAAUUUAAAAAACACUUUUCACCUACUCCUUUCAUGGUUAUAACACAUUGGCAGACUUUUUGCUGGCUCUGGGAGCCAUGAUUUUAAUCACAUUCUGCAAGGUGACAAAUGUCAUACAUUCCACAUUGUGUGGUAGCCAUCUCUUUAGACUCAUGUGUUUUGGGGAAAGGAAGAAGUUCUUGGCUGAGUACCAUUUUGAACUUUCCAGAACCUAUCUGUCCUCUCACACCAGAGACAGUUCCUCUCUGCUCAGUUUCCAAUCCCGGAUAAUUUGCUAAAAUAACAUUGUACAUCCAAGAGAGGGAAGCGUAUGUCAGUAUAUUAUGCAGAAGAUAGAUACAGCCUUUUCAGAAGAUCUCCACUAGUUGUUGUUCCAAAAAUUCAAGUUUAUGGGAGAAAUCUCAAUUAGCCACCUUUUCACAGUUGUGUGGAUGUAACAUUUGGGGGAUCUUUCUGGACUCCUACCUAUCUGUGCAUUUUACCGGCACCUCAGGAAAGGAGGGUGACCAGGUUGUCUUAGCUUGUACUGCUUGGUGAUCUCUGAGGACCUUCUAAUUCAGUUGUACCCCAGUGUUCCAUGUAUAGAAAAACUUCAUUAGAACAAACUUUACUUGAUAUGAAACUCCUAUUAACAGUCUUUUUUUGAAAUAAAAGUAGCUUGAGCUUUCUUUUAAAAUCAUGUAUCUUGAUUGUUGAUUUAAUGAAGGAUUUCCUUUUAAUGCUGCUUUUGAGCUUCAAGGUAAUAGGACAGCAGGAACCUAAAAUAUCUGCCAUCAUCUGCCAUAGGAAAGAUACCCAGAGACCCAUCAUGUUCUCUUUUUGUUGUUACACUGUUGGGUGGGUAUAACAAUUGGAAAAUGAACAAACCGAUUGAUUGUGCAAACUACUUUUUAUGACAAGCCUAAACCCUCAUAAUGCGGCAGCUUAAAGUGUAUACAUAUGCACUAACUUUGAUCAAUUAUAUUCUCAUAUCUGUUAGCCACACAAUCUCCUAUUAUCUCAAUUGCUUAUGCGCACAUGGAAUAUGUUACUUAAAACAUGUGCAUUCUUACUGAAAAUGUUUUCAAAGGAAAGUAUCAGCUGUGGGCUAAUUGCCACCAAUUUCAGCCUGCCACGAUUCUUGGAAAUAUAUCUUCCAAGUGCCAUCCAUCAUCAGUAGGACAAGUGUCGGGAGUUUGUUUAUUUUUUUCCAGUAGCAACGAUGGAUUACAUGGAGCCAUGAAACCUCCUUCUGGCCUCCCUUGUGAUUAAUGGCAUGUGUUUGUAAAAUGGAUAGCUGGGGUUGGCAGAUGGCUGGAGAAGAAUCGCCUUUGGUUUAAAAUGUAUGUGGUCCCCUAAUGAUUAUGACCCCAUUCUGUAAUCAGCUGAGCUAGUUCCAAUAAAGUUAAGCAGGUUUAAAUCCACUUUGUGCCUAUCUUUUCACUGACAAUAAAGUUAGCUAUUUUAAAAUGCA